Heterostelium album PN500 is the source of this 489-nucleotide messenger RNA. It is a transcript of the gene rlp24, whose product is annotated as ribosomal eL24 family protein. The transcript has 3 exons. The record is from RefSeq and is a predicted model, not a curated record. NCBI's taxonomy places the organism in Eukaryota, Evosea, Eumycetozoa, Acytosteliales, Acytosteliaceae. Gene Ontology annotation, biological process: ribosomal large subunit biogenesis. Gene Ontology annotation, cellular component: nucleolus. The coding region runs from base 1 to 489 and encodes 162 amino acids.
AUGAGAUUAGAGAAGUGCUUUUUCUGUGGAGGUACUGUGUACCCUGGUCAUGGUAUCAUGUUUGUUAGAAAUGAUGCUAAAGUUUUCCGUUUCUGUAGAUCAAAAUGUCACAAGAACUUCAAGUUGAAGCGUAAUCCACGUAAGACUAGAUGGACUAAAGCAUUCAGAAAGCUUAAUGGAAAGGAAAUGGUCGUUGAUAAAACUUUUGAAUUUGAAAAGAAACGUAAUAGACCAGUUAAAUAUGAUAGAGAUUUGGUUAUGAAUACUAUUAAGGCUAUGAAGGUAGUACAGAGAAUCAAAUCAGCAAGAGAGGAAAGAUUUUAUAAAUUGAGAAUGAAGGGUGUCAAGAGAACCGAAAAGAUGGCAAUGCUCAAGGAGAUCGACGAACACGUCGAUUCAAUCAGAUUGCCAAGCGCACUCGAGAAGAUGCAAAGCAGACUCAAGGCAAACAAAGCCAAACUCGAAGCAAUGCAAGCCACUCGUUCUUAA